UUGUUGCGUGACAAAUAUAUUUCGCGCCUGCGCACUACACCAGGGCGUUUGCUUGGUUCGCCCUUGUUUGGUGGAAGCCACAAACACGAUCAGUUGUUCUGCUAACUCGUGAGUCUCAUUCAGUUUUCCAGGAUGCCCAACUUAACGAUGGACGAUGUUAGGCGACAAGUUCGCAGUACAGGGAAGCCGUUUGAAGACGAUGAAUUCCUUGCAAUCGACUCCUCGAUUUUCUUCUCUAAACGGCCUCCACGUCCAUUUGAAUGGAAGCGACCAUCGGACAUUUGUGAGGACCCUCACAUGUUUGUUGGUGGAGCAAGUAGGCUUGACAUCCAGCAGGGCAUGCUAGGCGAUUGCUGGCUUCUUGCCGCAAUUGCCGCAUUGACGCAACACUCCGCCCUAAUGAAUAAGGUUGUCCCACAAGACUACGUGGCAAAUCCUAAUGACCGUAACUACACUGGUGCUCUGAAAUUUUGCAUUUGGCAAUAUGGGGAAUGGAAGGAUGUCAUUAUUGACGACCGCCUCCCUACCUAUAAUGGCAAAUUGGUUUUUGUGCACUCUUCUGAAAGGAAUGAGUUUUGGAGUGCUCUGCUUGAGAAGGCAUAUGCCAAGCUGAAUGGUUCUUACGAGUCCCUGAAAGGUGGUCAGACUGGUGAGGCCCUUGAAGACUUCACAGGAGGACUUGCAGAGUCAUUUGACUUGAACAAAAACGUACCAAAGGACCUGUUUUGUAUCAUGCAGACGGCAGAGAAGCGCCAUGCAUUGAUGGGAUGCUCCAUUGCAGCCAAGGCGAAUGAGAUUGAAGCCAAGCUAAACAAUGGGUUAGUGAAGGGACAUGCCUACACAGUGACAGGAUGCCGACAGGUCAAGGCCAAAACUCGCCGUGGAGACCUUGACGUUGAGCUUGUCAGGGUGCGAAACCCGUGGGGUAACGAGAGGGAGUGGAAGGGGGCCUGGGGGGAUGGGUCAUCUGAGUGGCAGCUUUUGUCUGAUUAUGAGAAAAAGAGCAUAGGCCUUACAUUCGAGGAUGAUGGAGAGUUUUGGAUGUCAUUUGAUGACUUCAAAAAACAUUUCACGACCCUCGAGAUCUGCAUGUUAGGUGCAGACAGCGCCAUGGAGGGGAGCUCCGUGGGAUUCGAGUCCAGGUCCGAACACGGAAUGUGGCGUCGUGGUCUGACUGCAGGGGGCUGCCGUAACUUCAUCAAGACCUUUCACAAGAACCCACAGUUCAGAAUCACUCUACAGGACAGUGAUGAUGAUGCGGAUGACCUCUGCACGGUCAUUAUUGCGCUGAUGCAGAAAGAUCGCCGCAAGGAGAAGAAACAUGGAAUUAACCCACUCACUAUUGGCUUUUCCAUCUACAAGCUUGAAGAGGAGAAAGACAAACAGGGCAAUUUGGACAUGGAAUUCUUCCAGUACCACGCCUCCACCGCCCGCUCCCCUGUAUUCAUCAACAGCCGUGAAGUCGUUGGCCGCUACGCCCUACCCCCUGGAGAAUAUGUUGUCAUUCCUACCACCUUUAACCCGAAUGAAGAAGGCAACUUCGUGCUGAGAAUGUACUCCGAAAAGGCACACAAAACAUGCGAGGUGGACGAGAAGACUGAAUUUGCUCCACAACAUCAGAGAAGGGUGCAGAUAUCUCGCGAGCAACAUGACACACUAAACAGCAAAUUUAAGGAGUUCUUUGAUAAUCUUUCUGGAAGGGAUGGCGAGAUUGAUGCAAAGGAACUGCAGCAGAUUCUCUCUACUGCCCUCAAGAAUGAUCUUGGCGGUAAACCCUUUAGCCUGGAAGGCGCGCGAAGCAUCAUCAGUAUGUACGAUGAAGAUGCCAGUGGCAAGCUCGGGUUUGAAGAGUUCAAGGAGACAUGGCUCCAAGUCAAGAAAUGGAUGAAAAUCUUCCAAGUUUUUGAUGAGGACAAGUCCGGUGAGAUGGACACAUAUGAACUCCGUGGAGCCCUAAAAGAAGCUGGUUUCACCCUCAGCAACUCGGUGUUGUACGCUGUGAGCGCCCGCUAUAGCACAGGAGAUGGUAAAGUCAAUGUCGAUGACUUCAUGGAGAUUCUGACUCGUCUGAAUAUUCUCUCAGCCGCCUUCCAGAAACAGGCGGGUCAAGGAGGCCGCCGUGCCGCCUUUGACAUCGAUCAGUUCAUUUCAAUGGGAAUGAUUCUCUAAACACUCGCGUUCACUUCCGGUUUGAUACGUUCUUGGAGAUGGGUGUCAUACUGUAAACUGUACCUUCUGACACAAUGCAGAUUGCGUUCGGUCGAAAAAUAAGAUAUUUUAAGCUAAUGCUUGAACCCAAACUAGAGGCAUUCAGAAUCUAAUGUACCUUUUCUAGACUGCCCGAGAAUUUUGCCGUUUGCCUAGGUUUUAUAGCUUAUGUAACAACCAAAACUUACUAACUCUUGUAAUGUCAUAUUGUGAAUCUUUCGCUGGAACGUGAUCAAUUUAUAACCAUUUUUUGUAACAUUUUAAUAAUAGCUACAGCGACUUGGCAAGUUGAUGGAGUAUGAAAGGGAUCCCACUAUUAUAAUAUUGGAGCUCCUCUAGUCAGUUCGAAUUUAAUGUAAUGAAAUUCAAUUUUGACAGAAAAUUUGGAAUAAACUGGUAAGAUCUAA
Molecule: messenger RNA, 2615 nt
Organism: Nematostella vectensis (starlet sea anemone)
Lineage: Eukaryota; Metazoa; Cnidaria; Anthozoa; Actiniaria; Edwardsiidae
Product: calpain-B
Exons: 20
Coding region: 133-2169 (678 amino acids)
Biological process (GO): proteolysis
Cellular component (GO): cytoplasm
Molecular function (GO): calcium-dependent cysteine-type endopeptidase activity; calcium ion binding
Source: RefSeq, a predicted model, not a curated record